AUGAUGCGAGUGGCCAAACCCAAAAACGCUCGUUCCAAACGAGCGCUCGAAAAACGCCAAGCUCGCGAGUAUGAAGCAGCCAAGACGGCGGUCUUUGUCAAAGGCGCUCACUCUUCGGCUCGACUGAACAUUGCACUGACAGAAUUGAACCUGCUCAAGAAACCCGAUUCGAUCAGCUUCAACAAGAAGAACGAGGCUUUGCCAUUCGAAGACACGUCGUCGUUCGAAUUCUGGUCAUCCAAGAACGAUGCGUCGCUGUUCAUGUUUGGCAAUUCGCAGAAGAAGAGACCGGACAAUUUGACUUGGAUCCGCAUGUUUGAUGGUCAGGUUUUGGAUAUGUUGGAGAUGGGCGUGGUGGACGCCAAGAGUAUGACCGAGUUCAAGGGGGUGGCUAGACCAGGGAUUGGGAUGAGGCCGUUGUUUCAUUUCAAUGGACCGCAGUUUGCGACGCCGGCAGAAGCGAGUACGAGCAUGAUUGCCGGAGCUGAGCCGACCGAGCAUGACGAGACGGGCGCAUACCAGCAGUUUAAGAGCAUGCUCUUGGAUUUCUAUCGCGGCGAAGAGUUGAAGACCAACCAGAUCGCUCUAAGUGGACUGCAACAUGUAAUUUCGGUCACUGCUGCACCGACAUCCUCCGCGAACGCAAAGACAUCCGCCUCGAACGAUGCUGCUCAAGGUGACACUCUGGCCGACCUGUACAAGGCAGCAGGUCUUACUCCUAACGGUACGCUCAUCACACCGUCCACCUCCACCACGCUCACUUCGCCCGCCAACACACUCAUCCUCUUCCGUGUCUACACCGUCCAACUCCUCGCUAGCGGCUCCAAGAUUCCGCGCGUCGAACUGCAAGAAUGCGGCCCCUCGUUUGACUUUCAACUGCGACGACGAAGACCCGCCAGCAUCGAUAUGCUCACCCAAGCCCUACGCAGACCCAAGACGCAAGCUGAGAAGAACCGACAGGGCAAGGAGGGCGCCAAGAAGAACAUCGAAACCGACGACAUGGGCGAUACUGUCGGCAGGAUCCAUGUGGGCAAACAGGAUCUGAGCGCUCUGCAGACCAGGAAGAUGAAGGGCCUCAAAAAGCACCUCGAUCCCACCGCGAGCAGUGCAGAUGAUGACGACGACGACGACGACAUGCAGUCGUUCGACGAUGAGGACGAAGACGACCUGCAGAUGGACGACAUGACCACGUACACCGAUGACGACGACGCAUCGGUCCAACACCAAGACGAGCAACAGGCGCCGUCUAAAAGAAGAAGAUCCUGA
Mycosarcoma maydis (corn smut) is the source of this 1266-nucleotide messenger RNA. RefSeq names its product rRNA-binding ribosome biosynthesis protein RPF2. Gene Ontology annotation, biological process: maturation of LSU-rRNA from tricistronic rRNA transcript (SSU-rRNA, 5.8S rRNA, LSU-rRNA); ribosomal large subunit assembly. The transcript has a single exon. The record is from RefSeq and is a predicted model, not a curated record. Gene Ontology annotation, cellular component: nucleolus. Lineage: Eukaryota; Fungi; Basidiomycota; Ustilaginomycetes; Ustilaginales. The coding region runs from base 1 to 1266 and encodes 421 amino acids. Gene Ontology annotation, molecular function: rRNA binding.